AGGCUGCAGAAUGUUUUGCUCCAGCUCAUCCCAGCCUGGCGUGGGACAGGGAAGAGAAAUGGCUGCAGUGGAGUCAGUCCAGGGGCUGGUGACCUUCAAGGAGAUGGCUAUGUAUUUCACCAGGGAAGAGUGGGCUCUGCUGGACCCCACUCAGAGAGCCCUCUACUGGGAUGUCAUGCAGGAGAACUAUGAGACUGUGACCUCGCUGGGCCAGAGAAUAACAUCCAUGUUUCGCUGCAGAUCAUCUCGUCCUCCCAGGGGCAAGGAAAUGGCUGCAAUGGAGCUGGCUCAGGGGCCGGUGACCUUCGAGGAGGUGUCUGUGUAUUUCUCCAGGGAAGAGGGGACUCUGCUGGACCCCACUCAGAGAGCCCUCUACAGAGAUGUCAUGCAGGGGAACUAUGAGACGAUGGUCUUGCUGGGUAAGGAUUCCUGUCCCUUCUGUUCUUGGAAGGGGAAAUGAAGAGUGAAGGUUCAUGCCACCCCCACAAUGCCAUCUGUACCCUGUCCUGUUUCAGCAUCACCCCAAUAGGCCAGUAACAUACAUACUACCAGAGACCCUCCUCUGCUGCAGAACACUUUGGGAACAGAGCACAGGAGCAGCAUCACACAAUGUCAAA
Messenger RNA from Gopherus flavomarginatus (Mexican gopher tortoise), 617 nucleotides. RefSeq names its product zinc finger protein 560-like. The record is from RefSeq and is a predicted model, not a curated record. The transcript is spliced from 4 exons. Bases 11 to 460 code for a protein of 149 amino acids. Gene Ontology annotation, biological process: regulation of DNA-templated transcription. NCBI's taxonomy places the organism in Eukaryota, Metazoa, Chordata, Testudines, Testudinidae.